AUGAAGCGUCUCUUCAUGUUCGUGGUACUUCUAGCUGGCAUUAUCGCAACCGGAGUGGCACUCGGAGAACCUGAAUACGGAAACAACAAACUUAGUGACACCUCACACCAGAGAUAUUUGAGAGUCACGGGAACGACGUACAACGACGCUGCCGCUGAAGAGAGAAGACUCCAGAGUAGUUUGUAUGGGGUGCUGGGUAAGGCUGCGACGAAGUUGCCUUUGCCCGAAAAACUGAAGUUUGUGAUCUGGAGGAAGGCGGGUUGGGAUUACAACAUUCUCAAACAGAAAUUGUUCAAGGGAGUACCGAAGGAAGUGUACGAGAAGGAUCCUAGGUUCGAAAAGGUCUUGCUCAAGUUUGGCGCUUACAUGAGGUCGAUGUAA
Molecule: messenger RNA, 381 nt
Organism: Phytophthora nicotianae INRA-310
Lineage: Eukaryota; Oomycota; Peronosporomycetes; Peronosporales; Peronosporaceae
Exons: 1
Coding region: 1-381 (126 amino acids)
Source: RefSeq, a predicted model, not a curated record